Cyphellophora attinorum is the source of this 1845-nucleotide messenger RNA. Its product is annotated as N amino acid transport system protein. The record is from RefSeq and is a predicted model, not a curated record. Gene Ontology annotation, molecular function: amino acid transmembrane transporter activity. Gene Ontology annotation, biological process: amino acid transmembrane transport. The transcript is spliced from 4 exons. Gene Ontology annotation, cellular component: vacuolar membrane. The coding region runs from base 1 to 1845 and encodes 614 amino acids. Lineage: Eukaryota; Fungi; Ascomycota; Eurotiomycetes; Chaetothyriales; Cyphellophoraceae.
AUGUCUGGUUUUCCUCUCGCAAAUGGCGCGGACGCCGAUCCUCGUGGCAGCAUAGCCGCAGACAUUGGCACCACUCGAGAAGCUCGUGGCUCGAUCUCACAAAACGUGUCGCCUCCUGAGCUUCAUGGGAAGACUUCCAUUUAUACUGACACAAGCAUAUACUUCGAAGCAUAUCGAUAUUGGGCAAAACGAUCUCGCGAAUUCGAAAAAGGCAUCCAAGUCGGAAAUUUGGGUCUUGCGGGUUCCCUAAAGUUGUUGAUUGGCCGUAGGGACCGCAAUGAGGAGUCGAUUAUUCAUCACAACGGUGUGCCUGAUGAAGCCUCUUCCAACGACGUUUCGCAAGAGGUCACUGGAGAGAAGGGCGAGAAGCACGGACACACUCCUGCGAAGCUGGAGCAAGGCGCGGAUCGCCAUGGCAUUCAUGAGACUGAGUGGGAGAAUGCUCAACGCGCCGGACGAACCGCCACCUGGGGAGCCAUCUUCUAUCUAAUCACCACAGACAUCUUUGGUCCCUCGACCGUGCCAUGGGCGAUCUCUCAGAUGGGUUACGGUCCAGGAUUUGCCUUGUACACUGUAUUCGGCGUCCUAGCAUUCUACUCUGGUCUCCAGCUCUGGAAGAUGUUUUGCGGACUCGACUCGACCAUGUAUCCCAUGAGAAACUACGGCGACGUCGCAUUCCGCAUCUUCGGACGAGCUUCGCGUCACUUGGUCAAUGUCUUGCAGAGUAUCCAAUUCUUUCUCAACAUUUGCCUCAUUACCGUCACGAACGGACAAGGCUUGACACAGAUGGCGCUUGGCAAGGAUGGGAAUGGCUACAUCUGCUUCGUGCUCGCGCUCUUCAUCUGUGCGCUUACGAGUCUGCUGUUCGGCCAGAUUCGAACACUUCAGAAUCUUUCUUGGCUUUCUAACAUCGCCAUCUGGCUCAACGUGGCGGUGCUCAUCGCAACCAUGGUCGUCACUCGUCAAUACCCUCCCAACUACGAGGCCUCCCUGACAACCUUCAACACGCCCAAAGGUCCUAUCGUGACCACCGCAAAUUGGCCACCCGGGUCAACACUCAGUUCAGGUAUCUCUGGCCUGAUGAACUGUGUGUUCGCGUACGGAGGAGCUACUGUCUUCAACGAGCUGAUGGCCGAGAUGCGACGGCCAUACGACUUCUGGAAGGGAUUCAUCAUGGCCGAGGUCUUCAUCUACGUCAUGUAUCUCGUCAGCGGAAUGGUCAUCUAUGCCGCUCAGGGACAAUUCACCUACAAUCCAUCCUACCAAGGCAUUCCCAACAGUGCCUACGGUAUUCAGACGUUCGGCAACGCGAUCUCCUGGAUCACUGGCACGAUUGCAGGACUUCUGUACGGGAAUAUUGGCAUCAAAGUCUUUUACUCAGCUGUUCUUAGAGAUAUCUUCGGCUUUCCACCUCUGGACCAGAAGAAGGGGAAGUGGAUAUGGGUUGGUAUUGUGCCCAUAUACUGGGGUCUUGCGUUCGUUCUCUCAGCCGCAGUCCCACAGAUCGCCAAUCUCGUCACCUUCGUCGGCGCCCUCUGUAUUCUGCAGUUCAGCUAUACGUUUCCAGCCAUUCUCUCGGUUGGCUACAACUGUCAAAAUGACGCCAUACUACCCGAGGAAACUUACGAUCCGGUUUCGGGCAAUGUCACUCGCGUUGACAGCGGUAUGAAGAGGUGGAUCAGAGGAUUCCGACAGAAGUUGCUCCUCAAUACCUUCGACUGCAUCUACUUCCUGGGCGCACUGGCCUGUGCAGGCUUGGGGUUGUACGCGAGUAUCACGAGCAUGAUCGAUGCGUUCGCAUCGACACCGAUCACGCCGUUCACAUGCCAGAGCCCUGCGUUGUAG